Molecule: messenger RNA, 1650 nt
Organism: Vitrella brassicaformis
Lineage: Eukaryota; Vitrellaceae
Source: the annotation of a GenBank genome assembly
CACGUCCAUUGUUUAUAUCACACCACCACAUCCACACGUUCAUGGAAUGUCCGUGUCUCGACUCGAUCUGUUUUCCCAUCAAGUGACGGCAGCCUUGGCGGCUCACAAUUACGCCAACCCAUGAAUGCACCUCUCUGUCUGUUAGCUGGUCGGCUCCAGGCACUUGCGCUCUUGACACGCCCUCUCGGCCGGCUCAUACUGGCCCAGCUCGAGCGACCGGAAGAGGGCGUCUUUGGCGAACUCAUAUGCGCCGAACAUGAGGAAGCCGCCAAUGCCGAUCCACAGGACGCGCGGCACCACGCCCUUCAUGAGAUGGAAUACGGCCUCCUCCUGGACGAUCUUGACCAUCGCAUCACACACACCCUUGUACUGAAAGUGACACGCGCACAUGCACACACACAGGGUGGUUGUCGAGGGUUGAGAUGGCCGGCUGGCUGGGUGGCUGACCGACCUUGAUCUUGCCUCCUUGUGUCGUGAUUGACUGUGUCAUGAUUCUCGUCUUGCACACGUCCAGGGGCGUCGUGGCCGCCCCUGCUAUCGCGCCUACAACCACACACACAACAGGCUUUCUGUGUCUGAGUGUGCGUGUGUGUGUGUGCGUGUGUGCGUGUGUGUGGCGACCUGCCAGCGCCCCGCAGACAGCCGAUUGCAUUGGCGAGAGCGUGUAGAUCUCAUUCGUGUACGACGGCCGAUCCCGCAUCUUUGAGAUCUCAUAGUGAUACUUCAGCUUCUCCCUUCAACCACACACCACAGAGACCAAGCGAACCCUUUCCCAUUUGAGUGCACUCGUGUGUGUGUGUGUGUCGCACCGGCCCACCCGCUCGCCCACCCACCAGAUUGCGAACUCGAAGGCGUCGAAGGGCACCUCUCUGGCAAGCUGCGCUCCAUACCCCCUGAGCGACGUAGAUCCGCGACACGGCGGCGCGUGUUGACAGGGGGCGGUGCACGCUGCACUGCAUCUGCUGCUUGACCACCGCAAAAGGCACCCAGAUAACACACGCGACCACCUGAGCGGCCGAUGCCGCCAGGAGAUGGACCACAAAAGGCGGCAGCACACCUUACUUGAGGGACAUACAGCACAACCAAGGGCAGCGACCAAUCCCAUUGUGAUCAGCACUUUCUUACUGCUUCGUUUGAGAGUGCGUUUGGUCCACUCAUAGGUGGCCCAGAAAGCAGCCGUGCCGGGGAAGCUGCCGAGCAGUGUUGGCGUCAGGCCUGCAUCAGCAGCAAAUCACGCACCCACCCACUAGUUUCGGCUCCGAGCUACUACCUGUACAGAGCGUGCGGAUCGCCCGGAGGCCGCCCCUCGUCAGAAGACUGCCCUUGGUCACUGUGGUCAUCAGCCCGCGGCUGGUCCAAUUCACCAAGUGCAAAAUGCUGUGUCGGCAGCCGGGCCUGCCUGAGCGUCUUGUAGUGGUCCAGGGGAUACAGCACCUGCCGUGAGAAAAUCAACGAAUCAAUGACAACGCAGAGAUCACAGCAAAGAUCUGUGAGUCGGCCAUGCAUCUGUCCAUCUGUCUAUCUUUUCAUCUCUCACUGCAUCUGCAGCCAUGCCGGAGAGGCCGCCAGCUGCAAGAAUCGCUGCACACAGUCACACAGCCACACAGUGCAUCGCUGCGAAGGAUCACAUACUCCACGCCUGCCUUGGAC